UGUAUGUACCCCUCGCUAUGUGUGACUGACUCGAGGCGACUGAUACUGCGCAGACAUGCGAAAUUGACCAAGGCGACCGCGAACACUUACGCCCUGGUCUACCACUGGCAAGGGUCUGACGACUCUUUGAAGCCGAUGCUCUUGACUGCGCACCAAGAUGUUGUUCCCGUUGAGCCGUCGACGGCAGACCAGUGCUUCAGCCUCCCUUCUCUGGCUAUUAUGACGGCAAGCGAAUGGAUCUGGGGGCGUGGUAGCUGUGACGACAAGCCUGGCUUGAUCAGUACUCUGACCACUGUCGAGACGCUCCUGCAAAAAGGAUUCCAACCAGCUCGUUCUAUUGUACUGGCAUACGGUAUGGACGAAGAACGCGGUGGCCGUGCUGGCGCUACCGCUAUUCGGGACUACCUGCUCGAGCAUCACGGCGAAGAUUCGUUCUCCAUCAUUGUCGACGAGGGCGGCGGAUACGCAGUCAGAGGUGACGCGCUCAUGUCCAGCCCUGCGGUGGCUGAGAAGGGUAAGCUUGAUGCCAGGCUCGAGAUUUCCACACCAGGCGGCCAUUCGAGUGUCCCUCCCCGUCACACCUCAAUCGGCAUGCUUGCUGCGCUGAUCAAGCACAUCGAGGCGAACCCCCACGUCCCGCAUCUGAACCGCACCUCAACGUACUACGCCCAGCUACAAUGUCAGGCAGAGCACGAUCCGCUAUUCCCCACGAAGUUGAAGAGGUUGGUCAAGAGGUCGCUCAAGAAUGACAAGGCUUUAGCGAAGCUCGAAGCGGAGCUGCUCAAGACCGACGCUAUGUUUGGGCCUCUUGCUGGGACGACGCAGGCGGUUGAUAUCAUACAUGGAGGCGUGAAGUCAAACGCACUGCCUGAGAACGCGUACUUCAUCAUGAACCACAGGAUUGACAGUGUCGGCUCGGUCGACACCGUAAAAUUACACAUCGCGCAGACAGUAGGACCGACGGCCAACAGUUUCAACCUGUCGGUGGAUGCCUUCGGUGUGCAGUAUGGCGACCUCAGCGAGGAAUCGGCUUUCGGUCAUCUGCAGAUGUCGGACGCGUAUGGCACGCAGCUCGAACCUGCGCCGGUUACACCGACCUUCGGAAGCGGCCCCUACGAGCUCUUGGCUGGUGCUGUGAUCGGCGCCUUGAGCACUUCCAACAGAACCGGCAUACCAAAGAAGCCACAUAUAUGUGGCAUAUCUGACUGUUUCGUAGACACGAGGCACUACUGGAAGCUAACGCAGCACAUCUUCCGCUAUGGACACGUUGGCCGCGAUGAUCACUUCAACGGAGCGCACACGGUGAAUGAAGGGCUUUUGGAGGUUAUCCGCUUCCACACGCGACUAAUACUUAAUGGCCAUGAUUCCCCCUCCUCGAGUAGAGCAUUAUCC
Fomitopsis serialis is the source of this 1392-nucleotide messenger RNA. RefSeq lists its product as uncharacterized. NCBI's taxonomy places the organism in Eukaryota, Fungi, Basidiomycota, Agaricomycetes, Polyporales, Fomitopsidaceae. The annotation marks the transcript as partial. Gene Ontology annotation, cellular component: fungal-type vacuole lumen. The record is from RefSeq and is a predicted model, not a curated record. Gene Ontology annotation, molecular function: carboxypeptidase activity. The transcript is spliced from 9 exons.